Molecule: messenger RNA, 2082 nt
Organism: Striga hermonthica
Lineage: Eukaryota; Viridiplantae; Streptophyta; Magnoliopsida; Lamiales; Orobanchaceae
Source: the annotation of a GenBank genome assembly
AUGGUCCCUUCAUCCGAAUCUCUUGCAACAAAGGAUUAUUCAGCCAGUGUUUAUUCAUCCCGACAUGAAGAAGCUGAAAAAAAGCCUGAUACUGGCAACAUUGAAGAAGCCGAAACAUCGUUACGUGAAAGUGGUUGCUUGAAUUAUGAGGAAGCCAGGGCAUUGUUAGGAAGAUAUGAGUACCAAAAAGGGAACAUAGAAGCAGCCUUACAUGUGUUCGAGGGAAUUGAUAUAGCUGGCGUGACUCCAAAUAUGAAAGUCACGCUUUCUAGAAUAGGAGAAACUCGUAAGAGGCACUCUCAUAAUUACGCAACGCCUCCAAUGUCGGUACAUGCUGUGAGUCUGCUGUUUGAAGCAAUCUAUUUAAAAGCAAAAUCAUUACAAGCGCUUGGGAGGUAUAAAGAAGCUGCUCAAUCAUGCUCAGUUAUUCUGGAUAUUGUUGAAUCUUCACUACCAGCAGGCAUGCCUGAAAAUUUUGCUGCUGACAAUAAAUUGCAGGAGACUUUAAAUAAAGCAGUUGAGUUGCUUCCAGAACUGUGGAAGUUAUCUGAUUCCCUUCGUGAGGCAAUCUUGUCUUACCGGCGGGCCCUUCUCCAUCCAUGGAACCUGGAUGCACAUACUACGGCUAAAAUCCAAAAAGAGUUUGCUGUUUUUCUUUUAUACAGUGGUGCUGAAAUUUUUCCUCCCGACUUGCGAUCACAGAUGGACAGCGCAUUUGUGCCUAAAAAUAGUAUUGAGGAAGCGAUCCUUCUUCUGAUAAUUCUUUUAAGAAAAGUCACUCUCAAGAGGAUUGAGUGGGACCCCUCUAUUUUAGACCAUCUUUCCUAUGCGUUAUCAAUGUCCAAUGGACUAGGUGCUUUAGCUAAUCAAGUUGAUGAGCUUCUUCCAGGAGUUGUAGAUUGGAAAGAAAGGUAUCAUAUUUUAGCUCUAUGUUACUAUGGAGAAGGUUGCAACCUUGAAGCUUUGGAAUUAUGGAGAAAAUUGUUAAAAAAUAAAAAGGACUCGUUGUAUAUACUGGCUUUAUUAUUUGCUUCGAAGUCAUGCGCUGGGGAUUCACAAUAUUUUCAAGAAGGGAUUAUUUAUUCACAAAGAGCAAUUGAAAAUUCGCAAGGGACAUGUGAUUUGUUGAUGAGUAGUGCACAUUGCAUGUUAGGCAUCUCACUAUCGGCUAAUAGUAAGUCUGCUGUGACUGAUAGUGAGAGGAGUGAAAAACAAGCCAAGGCACUCAAGUCGCUUGAAAUUGCCAGUACAAUGACCAAAAUGGGUAAUCCCCUUGUUGUUUAUCAUUUGUGUUUAGAAAAUGCCGAGCAGAGAAAACUGGAUGCGGCACUUCAGUUUGCAAAAAGCUUGGUCGUAUUGGAAGGCGGGUCCAAUAUCAAGGGAUGGAUCUUGUUAGCUCGAAUUUUAUCUGCCAAGAAGUGCUUUCCUGAAGCUGAAAGUAUUGUAAAUGUUGGUUUGGAUCAGACAGGAAUGUGGGAUCGGGGAGAACUGUUGAGGACUAAAGCUAAGCUCCAAAUUUCUCAGGGGCUUCUAAAGGAGGCCAUUGAGACUUAUUCACAACUUUUUGCUGUCAUUCAGGUUCAGCGGAAAAGCUUUGGUUCGGGAAAGAAGGUUAAGGAGAACCUGAACUACAUUAGUAAUUUGGAGCUGGAAACUUGGCAUGAUCUGGCUUCCAUCUACAUCAAAUUGUCUCGAUGGCAUGAUGCUGAGCUUUGUGUUUCCAAAUCUGCCGCCAUUGGUGCUCUUUCUGCUCUUAGAUGGCAUGCUGCUGGUUUGCUUCAAGAAUCCAGGGACAACCUUAAAGAAGCACUAAAAGCUUAUACCCUUGCACUGGAAGUCGAUCCAACACAUGUCCCGAGUCUCGUCUCUAAGGCUAUAGUUCUGAGACAGAUGAGUUCACAAUCAUCCCCGGUAGUCAGAAGCUUCCUAACAGAAGCUUUACGGCUCGACAGAAUGAAUGCUGCUGCUUGGUAUAAUCUCGGUUUACUGUACAAGGAAGAAGGUAGUCUGGUAAAAGCUGCCGAGUGUUUUCAAGCGGCUACUUCUCUGCAAGAAACCGAACCCAUAGAGCCCUUCAGAUGA